This is a messenger RNA of Blepharisma stoltei, 802 nucleotides long. The record is from the annotation of a GenBank genome assembly. Lineage: Eukaryota; Ciliophora; Heterotrichea; Heterotrichida; Blepharismidae.
AUGAAUAUCCCUCAAAUCUAUCAUCUAGAAGGCGACGUUUGACUUGUCCCAUGCAUAGCAAAUUAUAACCAAAAUGAAUUCCAGCCACUCGCAAUCCCCAUGGGCACAGGGAUCUCUGAUGAUUCUUCUUCAAAAAAGCAAGGCUGAAGUGAAGCAGAAGACGAGAUGCUUCUAAAAAUAGUAGAAUCUAAAGGAACCAAAGUCUGAAGCGCCAUAGCUAGAGAACUUAAUUCCAUAAUUUAUGCAGGCAAUAACGUAAGACAAGGCCGACAAUGCAGGGAAAGAUGGUAUAACCAUGUAGACCCAAAUUUAAAAAAAGGUAACUGGACUGCGGAAGAAGACAUUUUCAUACUAGAACAGCAGAGGGUCCACGGUAACAAGUGAAGCGAAAUUGCAAAACAGCUACCUGGGAGGACAGAAAAUAGUGUAAAAAAUAGAUGAAAAAGCAUGAUUAAAAAAGCUAUAUUUUCUUAUAUGAAAAAUAUAGAAAAUUUUUUAUAAAAAAAUAAAAGUUUUUAUUUAUUAGAAAAUGCAUAUAAGAGAACAUCCACAAGGGAGUGACGUGAUCACAAUUUUGAUACAGGAAAAGAAGGGAGGGGAGGUGGAUAUGGAAGAAAAUUAUGAUGAAAGUGAACUAGAAAACAAAGACGAAACUGAUCAUAUUUUUAGUGCUUAUGAGCUAGGGUCAAAUCAGACUAAUAUAAUACAGCAGCCUCAGCCUCAGCAGACUGCGAUUAAUUCAGUUAGAAAUAAACUGUCAAGUAUGGCGUGUGAAACUGCAUUUGGGUCUGGGAAAGGAUAA